AUGGCAACAGAUAAGUAAAAAGUGAGCUCCUCGGACGCACGACAACACACCAACUGAAGUGGAAAGCGGCUCCUGUUCUGCUCCUUGUCCCAUUUCGGACGCUUCGCACAAGUCGGGUCGGCUUCAGACCGCUGCAGGACUGAAACAAAAGGAAGAGGUCAGAGUCAAGAAGACAGUUUGGUAUUUGACUCGUGCGUUUGCCUACAGUUUGCCGACGGUUAAUAUUUUUGGGCUCUUUAUGUCAGGUAAUUAGUAUCCAACUGUGUAAAGUUUAUAGGCGGAACGGUGGAAUUCAACAGUUUUCGUUUGCCUCCUCUAAGACUAAAUUUAACUAAUGACGGCAGAGGUUCAGCAGCCCCCAGCGCAGACUCCUGCUCAGAGCAGCCCCAUGUCGGCUCCGGAGAAGCCGCACGGACAGACGGCGGUGAUGGAAACCGCCUCCUCCACUACGAAAGCCAAAAAGACAAACGCAGGGAUCCGCAGACCUGAGAAACCCCCGUAUUCAUACAUAGCUUUGAUAGUUAUGGCUAUACAGAGCUCUCCAACCAAGCGCCUGACGCUCAGUGAAAUAUACCAGUUCCUACAAAGUCGCUUCCCGUUUUUCAGGGGCUCAUAUCAGGGAUGGAAGAACUCCGUGCGUCACAACUUGUCCCUGAACGAAUGCUUCAUUAAGCUGCCAAAGGGCCUCGGCCGGCCAGGGAAGGGCCACUACUGGACUAUCGACCCGGCUAGUGAGUUUAUGUUCGAGGAGGGCUCCUUCAGAAGGAGACCCAGGGGUUUCAGGCGCAAGUGCCAGGCGCUGAAGCCCAUGUACAGCAUGAUGAACGGCCUGGGAUUCAACCACAUCCCCGAGUCCUACAACUUCCAGGGGAGCGGCGGGGGCCUGUCCUGUCCGCCCAACAGCUUGCCUCUGGACAGCGGGAUUUCGAUGAUGAAUGGACACUUGACAGGUAACAUGGACGGGAUGGGUCUGUCCGGGCACACCAUGUCACACUUGUCGACCAACAGUGGACAUUCAUACAUGGGAAGUUGUACAGGAUCCACUGGGACUGAGUAUCCCCACCACGACAAUUCCGCCUCCCCUCUGCUCACCAGCGGAGGAGUCAUGGAGCCUCACCCCGUCUACUCGAGCUCAGCCUCGGCGUGGGCUUCGGCGCCCCCGGCCUCGCUGAACAACGGGGCAUCCUAUAUAAAGCAGCAGCCCCUGUCUCCUUGUAAUCCAGGGACAAACCCGCUGCAGCCAAGUUUGCCCACACAUUCACUGGACCAGUCGUACCUGCACCAGAACGGGCACAGUACUACAGAUUUACAAGGUAUUCCUCGGUACCAUUCCCAGUCUCCAAGCAUGUGUGACCGAAAGGAGUUCGUCUUCUCGUUCAACGCCAUGACGUCCUCGGCGAUGCACUCACCGAGCAGCGGCUCGUACUACCACCACCAACAGGUCGCCUACCAGGACAUCAAGCCCUGCGUCAUGUGAUGCCUCCGCGGACAAUCUGCAGACCACAAAACGGUUUCACAGACUUGAGCCACGCAGCAGAGUGAACUGAGACGAGAACAAACAAGUAAAAUAACCACUGAGAGACAGAGGGGGGCCUGGAGAGAGCUCACUGCUUCAAGUAGACCGGACUACUUUUCUGUACUGUUUUACACAUCACCGACAAAGACACGGAGACAGGCCAAUCGCAAAGCAAACCACAUAAUAAUAAUAUAUAAUAAAAACGUCUUUCAUGUCAUCAACAUCGACCAGCGGGGUACAGAGCGGCUGUAUGAAACCCUGCUGUUUGGUACUACUAGUCCUGCAGAGCGGAUGACUACCACUUCACACUUUUGUUCAUGUUUAUUCUUCUUGUUAAAAUAGGCCCAUGUAAAAUAAUAAUAAUAAUAAUAAUAAUGCACACGUCCAAUUUUCUCCGUCUGAAGUUUUUACUUUUCUUUCCUUUGACAAAUUAGACUGAGGCUUUCUCUUUUUUUUUUUUUUUUUUUGGACUUUCAUACCAGCGUUGAAUUUCGAAAUGAAUAAUUAUGGACGCCGCAUACAUAUGUCCAUAUAUACUGUGUAAAAAUGAUGAAGGCACUUUUUGAAUAGCCUAUAAGCGCAACUUUUUAUUUAUUCUUUAGGCCUACAUAUUUUAAUUUCAGGCGAAUUGGCCAAGGAGGUAUAUUCUUUAUUGGCAAUAUUUGUCAGAACGCUUGUUAUUUGUUUUAAAAUGAAAAUUGAGGAUAUAUUGUAAGCACUGUUAUGUCGUUUGUGUUAGAUAUAUGUAGACCUUUACUUCCAGCACUGUAUACUUAUAUAUUGUUAGGAAAAUUAGCGAGGGUCCAUCAGUGAGGGCUGAUCUUUAGGGCUAUAUUACAAAUCAUUUGUAAGAAAUAAAAUAUAUCUGUUGGGCUGUUUAAGCCUAAAUCCACAAAAA
Scatophagus argus is the source of this 2414-nucleotide messenger RNA. It is a transcript of the gene foxf1, whose product is annotated as forkhead box F1. Lineage: Eukaryota; Metazoa; Chordata; Actinopteri; Scatophagidae. Gene Ontology annotation, molecular function: RNA polymerase II cis-regulatory region sequence-specific DNA binding; DNA-binding transcription factor activity, RNA polymerase II-specific. Bases 335 to 1477 code for a protein of 380 amino acids. Gene Ontology annotation, biological process: animal organ morphogenesis; regulation of transcription by RNA polymerase II. The transcript has 2 exons. Gene Ontology annotation, cellular component: nucleus. The record is from RefSeq and is a predicted model, not a curated record.